Molecule: messenger RNA, 1443 nt
Organism: Pocillopora damicornis (cauliflower coral)
Lineage: Eukaryota; Metazoa; Cnidaria; Anthozoa; Scleractinia; Pocilloporidae
Source: RefSeq, a predicted model, not a curated record
CAAUUCCUUCUUUAAAAAAAGCGAACCAAGCGAAUAAAUACGAUGAUUUCCGUCGAGAGUGGGUGCGUCAGCGCCGAGCCCGCAUGGACUGGCAAGCCAUAAUCAAUCCAUGUCAUGACAAUAUGGCCUGGGGAAAAGUGAAGGCCGGCUGGGAAAAACCUAACAGAACCAAUGCCUCUACGAGUGAGAUAAUAUUUCAGGACAUCAGGCCUGCGGGAGAGUAUAGUAAGAUUUUCAUCCAAUCAAAAACGUCGGAUAAUAUAACGAAAGUCAUUGGUGGAGACUUUUGGAGGGUCUACGUACGUGGUCCAGCAAACAUUGCGGCGACUCUUUUUGAUCACAAUAAUGGAACUUAUGAAGCUCUGUUUCUUAUCAUGGAACCUGGUAUCUAUCAGCUGUUAAUUUAUCUGGAUUAUAGUCUGUGCGAUGGAUUCAAGGAUCCACCACGUGACUGGUUUAUUAAGGGCAAUGCUCAAGGGAAAUUUCAGCGGGAGGGUCUUCUAGGCCCUCUGGAUGAUUACUUGUUCCAGCCCCUUCAGAGCGGAAGGCCUUUGGAGAUAAACGUAACAAAGGCAGAGACGAACUUUUCAUUAGAUGACAAACUUCAUUCUCUAGAGUCGUGCUCUUCGGCAUGUAAUAACUUGUGGGAUGGAUUUGGUCGGUGGAAGAAUAACAAAUGGCGGCCAUACCUUGAAGAAUCAUACAACUGGUCUCUACCAGCAAAUUACAGCUCUUCUGGAACUCUUUGGGUGUAUGGUGAUUCAUUGGCGGUUCGUCUGUAUCUUUCAGUCAGCUCUCGAGCCCUAUGUAGAAAGCUCUACUUAAAAUGCAAACACAGUUAUAACUGGCUCUAUCCAAUAAUUAACGAGCAACAGAGCAAGACGAAAAACGAUAACCUCGACUUCCGUGCUGGGGAGGUUUUGAAAGCCAUUCGAAACGUUCUUAAUACGAAUGAAUUACAGCAGCCUUCCAGUGUAUUACUUUUAAACCUUGGACUUCACUAUACUACCAACAUCAAUUUUACAACUUUCCAGAAGCUCAUCGGAGAAGUAAUAAAUUUGUUGAAAGAGACACAAGUUGACUUACAAGGCAAAGAAGUUCCAAAGUAUAAGGCCAAGAUCAUUUGGAAAUCAACUACAGCUUUGUGUAAGCACAAUGGAGCGAUACUCAACCCAACAAAUAAUAGAUUCCUUACACCGCAGCGAGUUCUUCUAUUCAGCGCCUACGCCAUGUCAGCCAUGUGUCAAGCGAGUUUUGACGUCAUAGACGUAUACCCAAUGACAGAUUCGUAUCCGGGGGGUACUUUGGCAAAUGACGUCGUUCACUAUCCAAACAAAGUGUUUAAUACCUUAGAAACGCUUUUAGAGAAUUACAAGGCUAACAGAAAUCAAAGAAUAGGAACAGAUGAUAGCAAGAGAAGAAUUGGGAGAUGUACCAGCUGAC